UUUUAAUCGUAAUCGCCGAUUGUCAUGCAUGUUUGAAGUGGAAAUGGAAAUGUUUGUAUUUUUUUCCAACUGUUGUUGACAAGUUAUUUUGUAAUGCUUGAUAAGACUAUGUAACUGCAAAUUACUUAUAUUUUAGGCAUUGUAUAUAACUGGUUUAAGAAAUUUGGUUACGGCAUGGUUAGUUUAGGGAAUGAAAAUAGAAGUGGAUCCGGCGGUGGAUACUUCUUUGAUAGAGAUACAGCUCAGCUUUAUGAUGAGACAGAUGAAGCAUCUUUAGUGUCAAGUGUUCUAAUUUCAAAUGAAGAACCUUCUUUUAAGAAAAUACCUGUUACAGGAGUGAUAGUUCUAGAAAUAUUUCUUACAAUUUCUUUGAUUGCUUCUGCUAUAGCUGUACCUUUCUUUUUUGAAGAAGACUCAUGUUUUAUUUUAAGUUGUUCUCAUACAGCUCUUUGGCUGAUCAUGUUUGGUACAAAUUGCUAUCGAAACUAUCAGCAUAAUUAUAUUCAGAAAUGUGGAUAUUUGGAAUUCUUUCGUAAUACACAGUUGCUUCAAAGGGUGCCUUUGAUUGUUCUCUCAAUUGGAAAUGCUGUUCUUGUUUUGGUUUUAGCAGUGUUUCUGAGAUUUUGCCCUCUUCCUGAAACAUGUCCUCUAAGUAGUGAUCUGCAUUGUGAGAAUUACUUGCAAAUUUUCUUCGGAGUUGAAGUUUUCAUCGUUUUGCUCUGUCUUGGCAAAUACCUAGUUAUAGUUGUAAAAUUCAAUAGCAGUAAGGCGAUUCCUGAUGUACAUCAGGAUGAUUUAUUGAUAAGUUAUUUGCAAUCUUAUGCUCCAACUAAUGAAGUAGGAUUUCGGGAUGAAAGUUACAUGGGAGAAGUACUUGAGAAACAAGCUGAUAUGAUACGAUACUUAAAACAACACAGCAACAACUUGAGCCGAAAAAUAUUGCGCCUUAAUGCUCAACUUGAAAGCAUGCAGAAUAAUGCACAACGCUACUGAACAAUUUUAGGUUAAAAAUGCAUGUAUGGUUUAACAAAUGCUGUGAUAUAUCUCAAUUAUUUAUUGUAUAAAUGUGUUGAAAUAAAUAUGCUUCCUAUUUUUGUGUCUUUUAAA
Messenger RNA from Argiope bruennichi, 1107 nucleotides. Its product is annotated as transmembrane protein 192-like. The transcript has 6 exons. Gene Ontology annotation, cellular component: late endosome; lysosomal membrane. Lineage: Eukaryota; Metazoa; Arthropoda; Arachnida; Araneae; Araneidae. The record is from RefSeq and is a predicted model, not a curated record. Bases 175 to 993 code for a protein of 272 amino acids.